This is a messenger RNA of Penicillium robsamsonii, 285 nucleotides long. RefSeq lists its product as uncharacterized. The record is from RefSeq and is a predicted model, not a curated record. The transcript is spliced from 2 exons. Lineage: Eukaryota; Fungi; Ascomycota; Eurotiomycetes; Eurotiales; Aspergillaceae. The coding region runs from base 1 to 285 and encodes 94 amino acids.
AUGUUAUUUUCAAAGCUCUUUGCCCUUGCCGCUUUGAGCGCCAUCACCCCGUCCAUCGCGGCUCCUGCUCCCGCAUCUGAUGCAGCUGCAACCAUUGCAACCUCCAAAGCUGCAGACGGAGAGUACUGCACUGAGACCCUCUCUAGUUACAGUGCGGAUGAAUCCAUAUGGGCCAGUUUUCGCUUCUGCAUUCGCGUGUCUGACACUGGGGCUGAAUUCAUCGGAAAGGUCGACAAGGCCAAGUACUAUUGGGGUUUGGCUUGGUUGGUACGACUUACCCGGUAA